This is a messenger RNA of Loa loa (African eye worm), 459 nucleotides long. RefSeq lists its product as hypothetical. The transcript has 5 exons. The coding region runs from base 1 to 459 and encodes 152 amino acids. NCBI's taxonomy places the organism in Eukaryota, Metazoa, Nematoda, Chromadorea, Rhabditida, Onchocercidae. The record is from RefSeq and is a predicted model, not a curated record. Gene Ontology annotation, molecular function: RNA polymerase II cis-regulatory region sequence-specific DNA binding; DNA-binding transcription factor activity. Gene Ontology annotation, biological process: regulation of transcription by RNA polymerase II.
AUGAUUUCACCAAAUCAUUUGCUCAAACUCCAUAUCCGUUCUCGAACAUGGUUUUCAGAUUUGUUAAGUGAAGGUAAAUUGCUUCUUCGGCUAAUAACCCCCAUUGUCGUACUUGUCUUCCACUCACUCCUUGCAACUGAAUCUAAAAAUUUGAGGACUCACACAGGUGAUAAACUGUACAAAUGCAAAAUAUGCGGGAAGGGUUUUGCUCAGUCAUCGACUCUGCAUAAACAUACGAGGACUCACUCAGGGAAUAAAAUUCCCGGUUUCACAUACGAGGACUCACAGUAUUCGGUUUUGAUCAAAAUCAAGAAUCAAAAUUUGGAAAAAAGGGAAGAAGUGACCCCAGAAUUGACCUCGGAACUAAUCUCAGAACAAUACCAGGACCCGCCCUAUUCGAGGAAGAAGGUCGUGAGCGCCAGGGAAAGACGUGUUCCAACCGGUCGGUUGGAUGGAUAA